AUGGCCUUUGCUGCCAUUAACUCCUCAAAUGGCCCAUCGGCCUUCUCGGUCGUGGACACAACGACUCCCCAGCCCGCAACGGCGGUAAAUUACGCGGUCAUUGACAAUGCCUUUGCAGCUGAUCUAUCAUUAAAAAAACGUGUCUACGAUGCGAUCAAUGUAUCUCCCGAGCAUGGAGCGCUCUUUCAAGAUAUCGCGCAAUACACAUCAGCACUGCAAUCGCGCCUACAGAGUCAGAACAGUAAUUCAACUCAACAACUAGAAGCGGACCAACCGCUCGCGAAGAAACGAAAAUUGGAGAACGGGAAACCUGGGACGAGCGUCGAUGCAAAAGAUGCUCCGCUGCAGUUUUAUGUUCAAGAUAUAUCCUUUGCGGCUCCUCAACGUAAAAAAUUGACGCUGGAGAUGACAGCUGCAGGCGGCUACCUCCGCGCCAGGAAUCAAACUUCUCAGAGCAUUGAAUUCGGCAUUCCAAUACAAGAUAUACAACACGUUCUUUGUCUUCCCGUUCCCGAAAAAGCUCAGCGUCAAUUCAACUUUUGUGUUAUACCUAAGUACGGCGAUGGUGUCACACCAGUACCUGACGGUCAGUCGGUUCUGGAAUCGAUGGUGUGGACGGUUUCCGACGGGCCACCUAAGGCGGCAUUCACAGGGAAUGGGCAGCGUGUUGCAGGAGACGAGCCCGGAGAAGCUCUAAUAAGGCGUAUGCUUGAUGGUAUUCUUGGACAAACCAAAGUCAUUCGACCAACCGAGCGAGAGUUUGUGAGUGCCACGCCUGAGGCACAUCGUAAGGGCGAGAAAGCAUAUCAUGUGAAAGCCCACAAGGGCAGCAAAGAUGGCUAUUUGUUCUUUCUGUCUAGUGGUAUUCUGUUCGGAUUCAAGAAACCCCUCUUGUUCUUUUCGUUCGAAAACAUCGAAUCGAUCUCGUAUACUUCUGUUCUUCAACGAACAUUCAACCUCAACAUCACCACCCGUGCCGAUUCUACACAGGAACCUCAAGAGAUCGAGUUUUCGAUGAUUGAUCAGGCGGAUUUCGCCGGUAUCGAUGAGUACAUUAAGCGACAUGGGCUACAAGACGCAAGCUUAGCAGAGGCUAGAAGGGCCAAGAAAUACAAUGUCAAUCUUCUGAAAGGCGAAGAGGAAGCUGCCGCUGGUGAAGUGGAGGAAAGUGAGCUUCAGAAGGCUGAGCGCGAACUGGAAGAUCAAGAAGAUGAAGAGGAAGAAGACUACGAUCCAGGCAGCGAUGCUGACAGCGAUGGUAGCGGAUCUAGCAGUGAGGAAGAAGAUGGCGAUGAUGACGAAGACGGUGGUGGAGAGGAUGAGGAAGGCGCAGAUGACGCUGAAGACUUGGUUAAGAACGAGCUCGGCAGUGAAGCUGAAGAUGUAUCUGCAGAUGAGCUGUAG
Molecule: messenger RNA, 1404 nt
Organism: Talaromyces proteolyticus
Lineage: Eukaryota; Fungi; Ascomycota; Eurotiomycetes; Eurotiales; Trichocomaceae
Exons: 4
Coding region: 1-1404 (467 amino acids)
Molecular function (GO): histone binding; nucleosome binding
Source: RefSeq, a predicted model, not a curated record